Choloepus didactylus (southern two-toed sloth) is the source of this 1158-nucleotide messenger RNA. RefSeq names its product putative tripartite motif-containing protein 64B. The record is from RefSeq and is a predicted model, not a curated record. Gene Ontology annotation, molecular function: zinc ion binding. NCBI's taxonomy places the organism in Eukaryota, Metazoa, Chordata, Mammalia, Pilosa, Megalonychidae.
AUGGACUUCCAGCUUGAACUCACCUGCUGCAUCUGCAUGAACUAUUUCAUAGACCCAAUCACCUUAGACUGUGGUCACAGCUUUUGCAGAACCUGUGUCUCUUUCUGCUGGGAGGACACCCAAGCUCCAAUCCAAAUUAACUGUCCUGAGUAGGGAAAAUCAGAGAAGACAAACUUCAAAACAAAUAUCAUUCUGAAGAAGCUGUCUUUCCAUGCCAGAAAGGCCAGAUCUUGCUGUGAGAAGAGCUUUGAGACUCAGGUCUGUGGAACACACAAGGAAGCAAAGGAGCUCCUCUGUGUGGUUGACCAGUACCUGGUCUGUGGACUCUGCUCUGAGUCCCCUGAGCACUUGGAUCACAGCCACAGAACAGUGCAAUGGGCUGCUGAGGAAUACAGGGAGAAACUUCUAAAGAGAAUGGGUACUUUAUGGAAAGGACACAGGAAAGUGAGAGUACCUGAUCCUUCUAAUCCAAUAUCCCUACAGGAUUAUGUACAUUUAAGGAGGAUGAGGCUCAGGGCUCAAUAUUGGCAGCUGAAUUUAUUCCUCCGUGAAGAAGAGCAUCUUCAUCUGGAGAGAGUGGACAGAGAAGCAGAGGCAGUUUACCAACAACACAAGGCCAGUCAAGCAAGGAUGACAGAGCACAUUGAAAGCCUGAGAGAAAUGUACAGAGAGAUGGCUGAGACCUGCCACAAACCUGACUUGGAGCUGCUCCAGGUGAGAUGGGAAAUCCAUGCCAGGGUUGAGCUGCUGCAGAUGCAGGAACCACAGCCGAAAAAUGAAUUGACUGUUCCUCCUUUCAGUAGUGAGUCAGUUCAGUUUGACCUGCCCCAGCCUGAGAGCCCAGAGCUAAAUACAGGGCCCACCACUGGACUGAUGAAUGGUUUAGCUGCCACUGAGACCUUGAUCUUUGGCAAACAUUCCUCAGAGCUAGAUGUGGACAACUCUUGGAACUGGGCUCUAGGAGUCUGUAGAGUUUCCUGGAUAAGGAAGAGUGACACACUGGUUGAAUCUGAGGACACAUUUCAUCUUUUGUGCAUGAAGGAGCAUAAUCAUUACAGUUUCAACACUCCUGCCCUAAUGUUUUGUCAUAAAAUGCAGAGAUCUAAGAGUAGGUUGCUGUGUUUCUUGAUUGUGAGAGUGGAAAUUUCAGUGUUUUGA